Molecule: messenger RNA, 3077 nt
Organism: Ceraceosorus guamensis
Lineage: Eukaryota; Fungi; Basidiomycota; Exobasidiomycetes; Ceraceosorales; Ceraceosoraceae
Product: Cullin-domain-containing protein
Exons: 9
Coding region: 247-2910 (887 amino acids)
Biological process (GO): ubiquitin-dependent protein catabolic process; protein ubiquitination
Cellular component (GO): Cul3-RING ubiquitin ligase complex
Molecular function (GO): ubiquitin protein ligase binding
Source: RefSeq, a predicted model, not a curated record
CGCUGACUUAUACCACAGACCACAUCUCACUAUAUCACCCUGUCAUUCCGUCAGUCUGAGUGGCAAUCUUUACUGGUCUGACAAUCUGCUUCCCCGCGCCUGGGACGCCCGCCCGCAUCAAUACUCGUCCGCACCUUAGCGUCACUUGGGAGACUCACCCAUCCACGCUUGGUCGUCCGACAUUUGUACAGUCCAGCGCUGGAGCAGCAGCAACCGUGCUCCUUCCUCUGCAAAUCGUGCUGCAGAAUGUCGGUACCUGCUAGGCGCACAGCUCGAGGAGGUGCUAAGCUGAAGGCUCCCAAGCGGCCUGGCUUGGAUUUGAGCGGCGAUGAGAUGCUCAAACGCCUCAAUCUGGCAAUAUCUCAGAUCCAGAACCACAACAUCUCUACACUCAGCUACGAAGAACACUACAGGUACGCUUACAAUCUUGUGCUCUAUGAUCAAGGGGACUCGCUCUACAGCGCUGUGCGCAAGCAGAUUGCGAGUCAUCUUGAAAGACAAUGCUCGGAAGACGUGGGCCCCACGUUUCCGGCGGGUGCGAGUGUCGCCUCCUUACCUGAGCACAUACGAGCUCUCUCCAAAGCUGGCAGAGAUAGCAGCAAAGGCAAAGCUUCUGCACGAGCAUCUUCAAGCACGACCAGAACUACCGCAUCUAUCGAUGGGCCAAGCGCUGGAUCUGCGUCCAUUACACUCAGCACGGCAGGGGGCGCAGGAACGAAAGGCGACAAGACAGACGCUGCUGCUUUAGCUCAAGCAGGGGAGCGCUUCCUUCGAGCGGUUCGAGAUGUGUGGGACGACCAUGAGGCAUGCAUCAGGAAGCUGAAGGAUGUUCUGAAAUACGUGGAUCGUGUGUAUGUUGCAAAGGCUCAGGUGCCAGAGAUCUACGACCUAGGCUUGGAGCUCUUCCGCGACACUGUCUUGUUUGCGACAACCCAUGAGAUCCGCUUGCACCUCUAUCACACCUUGCUGAUCCAGAUCCAGCUGGAAAGGGAAGGAUCUGUCAUCAAUCGAAGCGCUCUCAAAUCGAACAUCGACAUGCUUUCCGCUUUGGCGAUGGAUCAAAGAUAUCUCGGCUCGAGCAAGCCCAGGACUGUCUAUCAAGCUGAAUUUGAGCCCGUGCUUCUAGCUGUCAGCACUGAAUUCUACAGAGCAGAAGCAACGCGUCUACUCGACUCUCGCGAUGCUGGCGCUUAUCUCAAGUACGUGGACAGGCGACUUAAGGAAGAGACGGAGCGCGUGGGCCUCUACCUCAACAACGCAACCGAAGCACCUUUGCGCGAGAUUCUCAAGAAAGAAUUGUUAACGCACCACCUGCAGACAAUCGUGGACAUGUCGGGAUCUGGGCUCGUCGCCAUGUUGGAUCAAGGCAGAGAUGAUGAUCUAAUGCGCAUGUAUGCCCUAUUCAAGAGGGUCCCGGAAGGUCUUCCCACGCUCAAUAAGGGCAUCAGAUCAUACAUCGCGAGUAGAGGCAAAGCUAUCAAUGAGCAAGUCAGCAACAAGACAUCGCCGCCGGCAAGCACUGCUGCUACAUCAGGCUCUACGAAUACGGAUGCGCCAUCUAUCGAUGGAGAAGGGCAGGUGGAACCCAGCGCGGCCGGCAAAGCGCCCAAGAGCAGAGCUGCGGCUCCAGCGAACGACGCUAACGCCGCAUCCACACCUCAGGCUGCCUUGGCCCUGAAAUGGGUGGAGGAUGUCUUGGCUUUCAAGACUCGAUUUGACCAGGUCCUGCGCGACUGUUUUUUGGAUGGCAAGACGGCAGACGCGGGAUGCGAGACUGCUAUCAAUGAGGCGUUUGAGUCGUUCAUCAACAGCAAUGCAAGGGCCCCGGAAUUCAUCUCGCUCUUUAUCGAUGAAAAUCUUAAAAAGGGUCUCAAAGGUAAAACCGAGGAGGAAGUUGAUGUAGUAUUAAACCGCACCAUCCUGGUCUUCCGAUUCCUCCACGAGAAGGAUGUUUUUGAGAGGUACUACAAAAGCCACCUCGCCAAGCGAAUGCUCCAAGGACGGAGCGUGUCCGAUGAUGCCGAGCGCGGUAUGAUGGCGAAGCUGAAGAUCGAAUGCGGUCAUGGCUACGUUCAGAAGCUACAAGGAAUGCUGAACGACAUGAAGGUGUCAGAAGAUACUAUGAGCGCAUUCAACGAGUCCGUACACCGUACUGGACGGGAAAUGCCAUUCGAGCUCUCCAUCAACGUCCUCACCUCGACAUACUGGCCAAUUUCUGCGGCUGCACAGCCUUGCACCAUGGCUGCGACAAUGGUCGAGGCUCGCGAGAUCUUCACUAGGUUCUACCAGUCGCGACACAGUGGUCGCAUUCUGACUUGGCAUCCCAACUUGGGUAAUGCGGAUGUCCGCGUGCAAUUCAAAUCGCGCAAGCACGAGCUGAACGUGUCCACGUACGCGCUAGUGGUGCUGCUGCUCUUCCAGGACGUCGCGGAAGAUCACGCGAUCAGCUACCAAGAAAUAGCCGGCAGCACCGGCAUACCCGACAGUGAACUGCAGCGCACCCUUCAAAGCUUGGCUUGCGCGAAGUACAAGAUUUUGAUGAAGGAGCCCAAGAGUCGCGAAAUCAGCAUCUCUGACAAAUUCGUUUUCAACGUUGGCUUCUCGUGCAAUCUGGCGCGCAUCAAGAUCAAUCAGGUCGCAGCUCGCGUGGAGUCAGCCGCAGAACGGAAAGAGACAACAGAGAAAGUCGAGGAAGAGCGCAAGAAUCAAGUCGAAGCGUGCAUUGUGCGAGUAAUGAAAGAUCGCAAGACGAUGCCACACAACGAGCUCGUCACGGAAGUCAUUCGACAGCUAUCAAGCCGCUUCCAGCCCUCUCCAGCGUUGCUGAAGCGACGCAUUGAGAGUCUCAUAGACAGAGAAUAUCUUGAGCGCGCUGAGAACGCCAUGAAUGUGUACAACUACCUCGCUUAGAGCGCAAAGCUGCCCUCAUCGUAUCUCCACCCAGCACACGAUCAAGUCACUGAAACUUUACACACAAGCACUCGACCCCCAUACCUCUUGCUAGCUACUACGAAUGCCAUCCGUCACUAGUGCGAGUGUACGCGCACCCACGCAGCCAAUGAACGCAUGCACCCCUU